AUGGUGCUCAUGGAGAGCUACUUUUUCUGUGCCUCGGUGCGACUGGGUGUCCUGGUCAUUUGCACCGCUGCCGCCUUGAAAAGCACCCUCAUUAUGUGGGUUAUAUUCACCGAUGGAACAUCUUUCAUCUUCGCGCUGUCUCGCAUUUUGGAAACUCAUUAUAGGACUAGCACUAUUAUUAGGGAAUCGUCCAAAUGGGUGGAACAAUAUCCCAAAGAGCUUAUGAUGUUUUUCCAACUCUACAGCUUUUGUCAUAUUGUAACUUGCAUGUUGGCGGCCUUUGGAGCAUACAAGCUCAAGAAAUACCACGUUAUUCCUCUGGCUAUCUUUGAGUUUUUUUAUACAGUCCAAGUAGUUGUAUUAACUAUUAUUUCCCUUCGGAUUGCCAGACAUAUUGUACCGCUGGCCACCUUAAUUCUCCUCACCCUCGGACUGACAUUUUACGCAAUGCUGGUGGCUUACGACACGUUGCUCUUGAUUGCUUUCGUGCAAGUUAUGUUUCUGGUGCGGAGUGAACGAUACCAACGACUUUACGGUACAGACCCCCUAAAUCCCAUCAUCAAUGGAACUACUCACAAAGAAAUGGCAUUAAAUUACCCGAUCCCCCAACAACCAAUAAUUAUUUAUGUUAUGCCCAGGGCAGGGCAAAAAUUGUGGGGCAUGCCUCAGUCCAAAUGGUGGCAGGACAAAUCAACCGAUGGGGAGAUUAUACAAAAACCACCUCAUGAAGUCUCGUCAGAUUUCUUUCAGAGGCAAGAGCUUUUAUCGAACGUAUUGUUACGCAACGCUAUUAAUGAAGACUAUUUGCAUAAAGAAAGAGUUACGACUUAAAUCAAAUGA
This is a messenger RNA of Drosophila rhopaloa, 840 nucleotides long. RefSeq lists its product as uncharacterized. The coding region runs from base 1 to 831 and encodes 276 amino acids. The transcript is spliced from 5 exons. The record is from RefSeq and is a predicted model, not a curated record. Lineage: Eukaryota; Metazoa; Arthropoda; Insecta; Diptera; Drosophilidae.